Messenger RNA from Crotalus tigris (Tiger rattlesnake), 2460 nucleotides. RefSeq lists its product as uncharacterized. Gene Ontology annotation, biological process: G protein-coupled receptor signaling pathway. Gene Ontology annotation, molecular function: G protein-coupled receptor activity. Gene Ontology annotation, cellular component: membrane. The annotation marks the transcript as partial. NCBI's taxonomy places the organism in Eukaryota, Metazoa, Chordata, Lepidosauria, Squamata, Viperidae. The transcript is spliced from 3 exons. The record is from RefSeq and is a predicted model, not a curated record.
CUAGACACAGGGUCUGCCCUGUCCAUCAUUUCAUUGCAUACAUUUAGGAAGAUUUGUUCCAGAAGUGGGUCUAAGGCCAAGUUAAGGCCUUCUGAUAUUGUAUUAACAGAUUUUCAGAACUCAAGAGUGUGUGUUAAGGGGGAGGCCACCCUUAACGUGCAAUACAAGAGUUUUGAAGGUCCACUAGACUUAUUAGUAGUAGGGGGUGAACGAACGAGUCUCAUAGGACUCGAUUGGUUUGAGGCCCUGGGGAUACACGUCACAGGACUCAACAGCUUACAAACACUCGACCUACAGGAAGUCUGCAAAGAAUUUGCAGAUGUUUUCAGCCCCCAGCUGGGCACAUUCAAAGGACCACCUGUGUCCUUAAAGCUAGACCCCACUGUCACUCCCAUUAGGAUUAAAGCAAGAAGGGUCCCUUUUGCUUUAAAAAGUAAGAUUGACACUGAACUAGACAAACUAAUCCAACAGGGAAUCCUAGAACCUGUUGAUUCCAGCCCGUGGGAGACCCCCAUUGUCACGCCUCUAAAGGCAAAUGGGGACAUUCGCAUUUGUGCUGAUUACAAAUGCACACUCAAUAAGGCAUUGCAGCAACAUGCCUAUCCUGUUCCUGUGGUCAGUCACAUCCUGGCCUCUCUCAAGGGGGGGCGUGUUUUUGCAAAGCUUGACCUAGCUCAAGCAUAUCAACAGCUGCCUGUUGAUGAUGAUGCUGCCAUAGCUCAGACCAUUGUGACCCACAGGGGAGCCUUUAAAGUAAAAAGGCUACAGUUUGGAGUAAAUGUCGCUCCUGGGAUUUUCCAAAGCGUAAUGGAAAACACACUACGAGGUAUACCAGGGGUCUGCCCCUACUUUGACGAUGUCUUGAUUGCAGGAGACUCCACACACAUUCUAGCUGAAAGGCUUAGGGCUGUCCUGUUAAGAUUCAGGAAAUCAGGCCUCAAGCUCAGAAAAGACAAAUGCCAGAUUGGGGUGCCUUCUACUGAAUUUCUGGGAUUCAAAAUUGAUGCUGCUGGGAUUCAUCCUGCUGAAUCCAAACUAACUGCUAUUUUAGAUGCACCCAGGCCAAAGUCUAAGGCCGAACUUCAGGCCUUCCUAGGCCUCCUGAAUUUCUACAAUUCUUUUCUUCCACAUAAAGCUAGUGUAGCUGAGCCUCUUCACAGGCUACUAGACAAACAGGCUGUGUGGCUGUGGUCACAAGCGCAUGAGGCUUGCUUUAAAGAAGUCAAGGCCUUGCUCACUUCUAACAGUGUUCUUGCACAUUUCAACGAGUCUCUCCCUGUGUGCAUCGCUUGUGAUGCGUCCCCCUAUGGGGUUGGAGCUGUCCUGAGUCACCUCAGGUCUGAUGGAACUCAGGUUCCUAUUGCAUACUACUCCAGAACACUGUCUUCUGCCGAGCGCAACUACGCUCAGAUAGACAGGGAGGCUCUGGCUGUUGUUGCUGGAAUUAAAAAAUUCCAUGAUUUUCUAUAUGGCAGGCAUUUCACGGUCUUCACUGACCAUAAGCCUCUGCUGGGACUGUUUACCACACGUAAGCAGACUCCCCACAUCAUUUCCCCUAGAAUGCUUAGGUGGUCUAUUUUUUUGUCUGCAUAUGAUUUUUCAUUACUCCACAAGCCUGGGAAAGAAAUGGGCCAUGCUGAUGGCCUCAGUAGAUUGCCUCUGCCAGUAGUAGAAGCUGACCCCGCGCCAGCUGUCAACAUUCUAUCAAUCCAAGCCUUGCCCGAGCUCCCUCUUAGUGCCAGGGAUGUUACCGCUGAAACAGGUACUGAUCACACACUUUCACGUGUCCGCUCCUGGGUCCUGUCCGGGUGGCCUGAGCACUGCCCUAGUCCUGAGUUUCAGAGUUUCUGGUCCAAAAGGAACGAACUGUCCCUUUCUCAGGGUUGUCUGCUUUGGGGAAACAGAGUUGUCAUUCCCACCUCAAUGAGGACUAGGGUCUUAGAAUCCCUCCACGAGGGUCAUCCUGGCAUUGUUCGUAUGAAGGCUCUUGCACGAAGCCACUUGUGGUGGCCUGGUUUAGAUAAAGAUAUUGAGGCUACGGUUUGGGCUCGCAAUUACGGGCCUGGUCAUACAUGGGUCCCCGCUUCUGUGUCCAGGAUCACAGGUCCUCUCUCCUACGAGGUUGCCCUGGACAACGGUCGUGUCCUGCGUCGGCACAUCGACCAACUUAUAUAUCAGCACAUCCUUGCUUUGGGGUUUGCUGUAAAGGAGAUCAAUAGGAAUCCUGAGCUCCUACCAAACAUCACAUUGGGUUUCCACAUUGUGAACAACUACUUCCCUUUGAGGAUAACCUAUAAGGCAACCUUGAGCUUACUUUCUACGCAGCAGAAGUUUGUUCCCAACUUUACCUGUGAUUUAAAGAAAACAUUUAUUGCUGCCAUUGGAGGACGUAUUACAGAGACCUCAUUGACUAUGGCCACAAUUCUUGCCAACUACAAGAUUCCACAGGUAUAUCCUUGA